Papaver somniferum (opium poppy) is the source of this 354-nucleotide messenger RNA. RefSeq lists its product as uncharacterized. Lineage: Eukaryota; Viridiplantae; Streptophyta; Magnoliopsida; Ranunculales; Papaveraceae. The record is from RefSeq and is a predicted model, not a curated record. The coding region runs from base 1 to 354 and encodes 117 amino acids. The transcript has a single exon.
AUGUCUUAUGAUCGUAGUACAUUAUUAAAAGAUGCUACAGAAUACAGAAGUACUGUGGGUGCAUUACAAUACUUGACGUUUACUCGUCCAAAUCUGGCUUAUGCUGUGAAUAAAGCGUGCCAAUUUAUGCAUGUCCCUACUGAAUUUCAUUGGACAUUAGUUAAGCGUAUGUUACGCUAUCUCAAGCAUACAUCUACAUAUGGAAUUACUCUCAAUCCAGCAGAUAACUUGCAGUUGUCAUUCACAGCUUACACUGACUCCGACUGGGCAGGUUCAUUUGAUGAUCGUCGCUCUAACAGUGGCUAUUGCGUUUAUUUAUGUGGUAAUAUUGUUUCUUGGAGUGCUCGUAAAUAA